AUGUACACCAAGGCACCCUCGACUUUGUUGUUGGCGCUGCUCGCGCUUUUGUUGGUUGGUGUCAAUGCUUUACCAAGGGUCUUACACGCAAAUGUCACACCUACACCAACUACAACACUACCAUCAGCUUCAUUCAGCAUGCAAGCAAGCAGUCAAGUGCCGAGCUCAAUGGCUGUUCAGACCCCUGAGACACAAUCAACACUACCUGGCAUCCCCGAUGCCCCCAUGGCCGAAUUUGAGGAUGGCAGCGAAACAGAGGCGAAUUUGACGGCGUCUUCAACGACACCUAGUCCUUCUGCUAGUGCGACGUCGUUAGCCUCGAGCCUGUCUUUGUUGGCGAGUAUGACUAGCUGGUUGUCGUCGCUUACGUCGUCGCUUGCGGGAUUAUAUGGAUUGGCGUAG
This is a messenger RNA of Talaromyces amestolkiae, 402 nucleotides long. RefSeq lists its product as uncharacterized. The transcript is spliced from 2 exons. NCBI's taxonomy places the organism in Eukaryota, Fungi, Ascomycota, Eurotiomycetes, Eurotiales, Trichocomaceae. The record is from RefSeq and is a predicted model, not a curated record. Bases 1 to 402 code for a protein of 133 amino acids.